Entelurus aequoreus (snake pipefish) is the source of this 633-nucleotide messenger RNA. RefSeq names its product SNARE_SNAP25N and SNARE_SNAP23C domain-containing protein. The coding region runs from base 1 to 633 and encodes 210 amino acids. Gene Ontology annotation, cellular component: SNARE complex; plasma membrane. The record is from RefSeq and is a predicted model, not a curated record. Lineage: Eukaryota; Metazoa; Chordata; Actinopteri; Syngnathiformes; Syngnathidae. The transcript has 7 exons. Gene Ontology annotation, molecular function: voltage-gated potassium channel activity; SNAP receptor activity; syntaxin-1 binding. Gene Ontology annotation, biological process: synaptic vesicle priming; exocytosis; synaptic vesicle fusion to presynaptic active zone membrane.
AUGGCGUCUGACCAGCCUUCCCUGAGCGAGCAGGAGGAGCUACAGAGGCGAGCCAAUCAGGUGACAGAUGAAUCGCUGGAGAGCACGCGCAGGAUAAUGCAACUGGUGGAAGAGAGCAAAGAUGCCGGGAUUCGAGCGUUGGUCAUGUUGGAUGAACAAGGAGAGCAGCUGGAGCGCAUCGAAGAAGGCUUGGAUCAGAUCAACUCGGACAUGAAGGAAGCGGAGAAGAACCUGACCGACUUGGGCAAGUGCUGCGGCCUGUGUGCCUGUGACAAGCUCAAGGCCUUCGAGGAAAGCGGUGCCUACAAGGCGGUUUGGGGCGGGGCGUCCGGACAAGACGGCGUGGUGUGCAAUCAGCCGCCGUCGUCUCGGGUGGUGGACGAGCGGGAGCAAAUGAUCAUGAGCGGCGGACACAUUCGAAGGGUGACCAACGACGCCCGCGAGGACGAGAUGGAGGACAACCUGGCUCACGCGGGCAGCAUCAUCAGGAACCUGAAGAGCAUGGCGCUGGACAUGGGCAGCGAGAUCGACACGCAGGACGUCCAGAUGGUGCGCAUUGACGGGAAGAUCAUUCUCAACAAGUCUCGCAUCGACGCCGCCAACCAGAAAGCAAACACCCUCUUGAAGUGCUGA